Messenger RNA from Notechis scutatus (mainland tiger snake), 1575 nucleotides. It is a transcript of the gene LRRTM1, whose product is annotated as leucine rich repeat transmembrane neuronal 1. The record is from RefSeq and is a predicted model, not a curated record. Gene Ontology annotation, molecular function: protein binding. Lineage: Eukaryota; Metazoa; Chordata; Lepidosauria; Squamata; Elapidae.
AUGGAUUUCCUUCUCAUUGGGGUCUGUUUAAACUGGCUGCUGAAAAAGCCCCCAGGGCUGAUCCUGUGUAGCCUGGGUCUUUUUUUAAAAAUGCUGCCAGCCGUGCACACUGGGUGUCCGCAGCUUUGCCGGUGUGAGGGCAGGCUCCUCUACUGCGAGUCGCUGAAUCUCACCGAGAUGCCGCACAACCUGUCGAGCGUGAUGGGGUUGUCAUUGCGGUACAACAGCCUUUCGGAGCUGCGUGACGGACAGUUCACCGGGUUAACGCAACUCACGUGGCUGUAUCUGGAUCACAACCACCUUUAUUCCAUCGAGGCACACGCCUUCCAGAAGCUCCGGCGAGUGAAAGAGCUCACGCUGAGCUCCAACAAGAUCACCCAACUGUCCAACAGCACUUUCCGGCCGAUGCCAAACCUGCGCAGUGUGGAUUUAUCCUACAACAAUCUGCAGGCUUUGGAGCCGGACUUGUUCCACGGCUUGCGCAAGCUCACCACGUUGCACAUGCGGUCCAAUGCCCUCAAGUUUGUGCCUGUUCGGAUCUUCCAGGACUGCCGCAGCCUCAAGUUCCUCGACAUAGGAUACAAUCAGUUGAAGAGCCUGGCUCGCAACUCUUUCGCGGGCUUGUUCAAACUCACCGAGUUGCACCUGGAGCACAACGACUUGGUGAAAGUCAACCUGGCCCACUUCCCCAGGUUGCUCUCUUUGCACUCCCUCUGCCUGCGGAGGAACAAAGUCACCCUUGUGGUGAACUCCUUGGACUGGGUAUGGAAGCUGGAGAAAAUGGACCUCUCCGGCAACGAGAUCGAAUACAUGGAACCUCACGUUUUCGAAAGUGUACCUCACCUCCAGUCCCUCCAACUGGACUCCAACCGGCUCACCUACGUCCACCCCAGGAUCCUCAGCUCCUGGAAGUCCCUGGUUAGCAUCAGCCUCUCGGCCAACGCCUGGGAUUGCGGCCGAAACAUCUGCGCGUUGGCCUCCUGGCUCAGCACUUUUAAAGGCCGCUACGACAACAGCUUGCUCUGUGCCACCCCCGAGUACGCCCAGGGCGAGGACGUCUUGGAUGCCGUCUAUGCUUUCCACUUGUGCGAAGACGCCACGGACCUCACCACCAAUGGCGAUGGCGACCUCUUCUCGGCCGCGGUCAACCAGAGUGGCCCGACGGCCAGCUAUAACCCUUCCACUCUGAACUCUGGCCUGCAGGAGGGCCAAGGGGAUGGGCCCACGGACGCUGUGACCCGGCCCCUCCCCAACGAGAAGACGGAGAACGCCGUCCAGAUCCACAAGGUGGUGACGGGAACCAUGGCCCUCAUCUUCUCCUUCCUCAUUGUGGUUUUGAUACUGUACGUCUCCUGGAAGUGUUUCCCGGUCAGCCUCCGGCAGCUGAGGCAACGCUUUGUGACCCAACGUCGUAAGCAGAAACAAAAGCAGACGAUGCAUCAAAUGGCUGCCAUGUCGGCCCAGGAAUAUUACGUCGAUUACAAACCCAGCCACCUCGAAGGAGCACUGGUGAUCAUAAAUGAAUACGGAUCCUGUACCUGCCACCAGCAGCCAGCAAGGGAAUGUGAGGUGUGA